Messenger RNA from Siniperca chuatsi (mandarin fish), 6535 nucleotides. RefSeq names its product A-Raf proto-oncogene, serine/threonine kinase (gene araf). The transcript is spliced from 16 exons. Gene Ontology annotation, molecular function: ATP binding; protein kinase activity. The record is from RefSeq and is a predicted model, not a curated record. Gene Ontology annotation, cellular component: cytosol; mitochondrion. Gene Ontology annotation, biological process: signal transduction; protein phosphorylation. The coding region runs from base 534 to 2363 and encodes 609 amino acids. Lineage: Eukaryota; Metazoa; Chordata; Actinopteri; Centrarchiformes; Sinipercidae.
UAAAGUAAGCUAGCCACUCAGUUAGCCAGAUAAUCUCCUCUCUCACUCUAGUCAGCCCUUAGCCAGCUAGCUAGCACAGUUUCAAGUCGAGCUGAGAGGAAUUUACAAAAACUUUGAUAACUUUGCAUCGUUAGCUUUAUAUUGCCAUCAUGCCACUUUUUACCUACUUGAUAUUACCUUUAAAAGUAGUUGGUUAGUUAGCCAAAGUCGUUUAACUUGCGCCCCGAGAGAAACAUGGCCUCCUAAAACUCGAAAAGUCAUAUUGCAUAGCAGGCAAAUCCUAUGCUAAGCUAACUGGCUAACGUCGGCUAGUAUUAGCAUCAUGCGAGUAGUUAGCAACUUUGCUGGUUUGCAACUUUGGCUGUCAGCGCUUGAUUUCAACAUUAAUGUAAAGCUCGACCUGGCACAUCCUUGGUUAUAUCAUUUAGGGUUCUAAGUAAAGGGCUAACUCUUCUGGAUCCCACUGUGCAUGAAGCUCUCCUGAGGUUGUGGUCUCUAAGUGCUGCGUGCCCCAGCUCCUCCUGCCUCUCAUCAUGUCCUCCACCUCCUCCUCCUACUCCUCCUCGGGGGAGACUAGUCCAGAGGAUGUACCCCGAGGUGGGGGCACUAUCCGAGUCUACCUCCCCAACAAACAGAGGACAGUGGUGAAUGUUCGCCAAGGACAGACUGUGCAUGAGAGUCUAGAUAAAGCCCUCAAAGUGAGAGGCCUAAGCCAAGACUGUUGUGCUGUAUUUCGCCUUCUGGAAGGCCGUAAGAGACUGACAGAUUGGGAUACAGACAUAACUCCUCUGGUUGGAGAGGAGCUUUUAGUCGAAGUCCUGGAUGAUAUUCCCCUUACCAUGCACAACUUUGUACGGAAAACCUUCUUCAAGCUGGCUUACUGUGAUUUUUGCCACAAGUUUCUUUUUAACGGCUUCAGAUGUCAGACAUGCGGCUACAAAUUUCACCAGCACUGCAGUAGCAAGGUCCCUACUGUGUGCGUGGACAUGGAUACAGUGAGCAAACGGUGUGAUCCCAAUACCUGCACAGAUGAGUACCCACGGAUACUAUUGCCAGAAAAUUCCCCAUCACAGAGCAACCUAGCCUUAACCCCAGAGCCUGCUGGGAUGGACCUGCUGUCUCCGACCUCUGCCUUUCGCUUCCCCAUGCCGGGUGGAGAUGGCCAAUCUCUACAGAGGCAUCGCUCCACCUCCACUCCCAAUGUUCAUAUGGUCAGCACCGUGGGCCCUGCUGGUACCAGCAUUAUAGAGGAAGCACUAAAAUUCAACAACACAAUGGGUCCUGAGCCCUCACCGAAGCCCUCCACCAGCCCGCCGUCUUCUCUCGGCUCUCCGGGGAGAAGACCACCCAAGUCUCCCUCAGAGCACAAGGAGCGCAAGCCCUCCUCGUCCGACGACAAAAAGAAAGUGCACCGAGGGGGCUACAGAGACUCUAGUUACUACUGGGAGGUCCACUCUCGAGAAGUCACCAUUCAGAAGAGAAUAGGUGCUGGCUCCUUUGGAACAGUCUUCAAGGGCAAGUGGCAUGGAGACGUGGCAAUCAAGAUCCUUAAAGUCACCAUGCCAACGCCUGAGCAGUUGCAGGCCUUCAAAAAUGAAAUGCAGGUCUUACGGAAGACCCGCCAUGUUAACAUCCUGCUGUUCAUGGGCUACAUGACUAAGCCCAACUUUGCCAUCAUCACACAGUGGUGUGAAGGCAGCAGCCUGUACCGCCAUCUGCAUGUCACAGAAACCAAGUUUGACACUAUGCGUCGCAUUGAUGUGGCCAGACAGACAGCACAGGGCAUGGAUUAUCUUCAUGCAAAGAAUAUAAUUCAUCGAGAUCUGAAAUCAAACAAUAUUUUUCUCCACGAGGGCUGGACUGUUAAGAUUGGUGACUUUGGCUUGGCAACGGUGAAGUCUCGGUGGAGCGGCUCUCAACAAGUAGAACAGCCCAGUGGAUCCAUUCUCUGGAUGGCUCCUGAGGUGAUCCGAAUGCAGGACACCAACCCAUAUACGUUCCAGUCUGAUGUAUACGGCUACGGAGUAGUGCUGUUUGAGCUGAUGACAGGGACCCUGCCUUACUCCAAUAUCAACAACAGAGACCAGAUAAUCUUUAUGGUUGGACGCGGUUACUUGUCUCCAGACCUCAGUAAGCUGUAUAGUACCUCACCCAAGUCAAUGAAAAGGCUUAUCGUUGACUGCCUGAAGUUCAAACGUGAUGAGAGGCCCCUGUUUCCACAGAUCCUGGUAGCCAUUGAGCAGGUUCAAGACCUGCUGCCAAAAAUCGAGCGGAGUCGCUCAGAGCCGUCACUCCAUCGGGCUGUCCAUGCUGAGGACCUGAACCCCCUCCUGUUCCACACCACCAGGCUGAUGCCCCUCUAAGCUCCCCACAGCACUGGGCAGAGAGGAUGUCACCCUGUCCAAAACCACAACAUCCCGAUGCCUCAGAGGCCACAGGUUGUCUUUUUAAUCACCAAGUUCAUCUUGGACCCAUUGAUGUUGCAAUGGACAAAAAAAAAACUAAAACUCCAAAAGAGCAUGUGGAAGUUGAACAGCUAACUCAGCAAGGCCUGACAAAAAUUGGCUGUAGAUCAAAUAAAAAAAUGUUUCUGUUACCACACUUCAAUCUGAGGGGUAGAGAUAUGCAUUUUAAUUCAUUUAUUCCUCUGAGUCUUAAAACCUGGCCAACAGGCCAAGUUAAACCAGUUUUACUAAUUUUCUUCAAAGUAAUUAAAAGCUAAAAGAGUCAUGCCCCAUCUUAAGAUGCUGUGAAUUCCUGAAACAAAUUAAUUUCAUGUUACUUGUAAUGUUAAUUACGUUACUCCACUGGGAUUUCUUUCAGCUUGUUGUAAUAAGUACAGGAUUAAAUUGUUAGGACCAAUAUUUUUGCAGCUCAGUUUUAUUGGUCUGCCCCUAAUACACGGUGAUGAACACAUUCACAUGUGUUAAUGUACAGCUCUCAGCAGAGCACAUCAUCAAAUUCAAAGAACUCUCAAAGAACAGGGAACUCCCAAGGCCUUUUAUUUUGAUUCCUUUCAUGAGUUUUACCAGAAUGUCACCCCACUCCAGAUUGCAGAUGAGAUGGCUUUUACUUAUUUUGUUUUCUUAAAUGAUCAUUUUUAGCCUAAUGAGGAAUUGACAGACCUUAGUAAGUUGCGUUCUUGUAAAUGGUUAGUUGUAUUGCUGCUACAUAUGGUGAGUUUUCUGUUCAGUGUUUUUAUACACCUCGGAGACAAGACAUAUUGGACUGGAGUGCACCGACACGGCACACAGCUUCAACAAGUCUUUUGCAGUCUAGUCUUAAAAGUUUAUUCUUAAUUCUCUCAAACGCUGCACCAUGGAUUAGCCACUGGUUGAUAUUUCACAGAUACAUGCCCACACACAUACACUUUAACUAGUACUGUAGCUGUUGAAGAUGCAUUAACACUGUGAGUAACUUGGUUAAUUAGUCACUCCAACUUGGGACGCACUGUGGGAGGUGUGAGAAGCAUCAACUCCAGAGUGAUGCGAGCAUUCUCAAAUUGUUGGUUUUGAGACUUUUAUGCCUGGCGUUAUCUUUCAAACAACAGUUAGGGGCCUGUACUACGAAGCAAGUUCACCAUACCCAGGAUAUCUUUUUGAUAUCUGGCUUCACUAACCCUAACAGCCGCAAUCACGCUAAGCAGUCACACGACAGUGGUUAUCAACUUGAUAAGUCAACCCAGGUUUCCCCAAUCUAGCCACGAGCGUGUUCACAUUAAAGGGGCGGUGUUUACAGUAUAUGAUCAAUCGCAAAUGUGGACAAGUCUACUGGCAGCAGAGUGGCAUAUUUUACAAACGAAGAAGCAAAUUAUAAUAUCAGAGAAAUACAAAGAAGUUAAACACAUAUUCCAGCCUGAAAGCAACACAGCUGCAGCUGCCAAAUGCAGGAAGGACAGCUGGCAAAAAAUCACCAACUGUGUGAAUGCGUGAAUUAAUAGGCUUAUAAUAUCAUUGCUUAUCUCGAACAUAACCUGUUCCGGAGCAGGUUAGGUGUUCAGCAGAAGUUACCAUGGCAAUCUACCCUGGAAAGAAGUGAACCACUGUUGUAGGACUGAAAACCCAGGGUUGAACCUGAAGUUACCUCACUAACCCUAAAUCCUGCUUCGUAGCACAGGCCCCAGGAAACUUGAAGAGGCUGUCAUUGUCUACAUCUAUUUUUAUUUUUUUUUUCCCCAGGCAGCUGUUCAAAAAGCUAAAUUAGAUUUGUAAAGGAGGAAGCAUGGAAAUCUGUUGAUAGCCAGGAUGGCACAAGGAUUCAGUGUGGCAUAUGGCUUUCAUGAGAUUCACAAAAAAAAUUCUGUGUGGACCUUGUACAUUCACCUUGUGUUUGUAUGUAAUUAAUGUGUAGAGGCUGUUUGCAAACCUGUUAUAUCAUUGUAGUGGAGUGGCAACUCUGAGAGUUAUCCUGCCUUCUGCACAAUGUACAUUGGGAUAGAAAGUGGUCAAACAAUGAAUGAACAAUGAAAAUUUCACUUGCGGCCAGUGUUUCUUGGCCAAGCCUGUCUGUCCGUACACUGCCAUCCUUUCCUUGCUCUCACACCCAAAACAGUGACUUGUUGAUCAUGUUGUUCACAGUGUGAUCUGCUAACUAGUUCCUGCUGUCGCACAACUAACGUGGUAAAUGGACUCAGUGAGGCAGACACUUCCAUUCAUUCCUGAGGAUUAUUUUGUUCAGGGUUGUGUUUGACCCCCUAGUCAACAUUAAAUGCUCAGGUGUACUGCUUCAUGAUGGAAUAAGUUUCCAGUGUAUACUGUAAAGUUUACUGACUUUAGCUAAAAUGCAUAAAAGCAAGCUGCCUUGCGUAACUAUUAGCGGUGUUCUUAGAUUUGGUUUCUUUAGAAAUUGUCAUGCCUGAAGUUGUCAGAUCAUGUAGUUUUAAACCAGACAGUUGACAGUGUUACAACUGUGUACAGUGUAUCAGUACCAUCAGCAGGGUAGUGCUUUCAGGUUCAGUAAAGUUUCCUGUCACAGAUUCAUACCUGAUGGUCAGUCAGUACGUUCACUUUCCUGAAUGGAAAUGGUUAAUUCUGAGAAAACAAAACAAAACUGAGGUAACUUCAGGUGGUGUUGGUGUUCUGUGAACUGGCCUUGCUUCUCUGUAUAUUGUAUGUGAUGUGACUGAACAUUAAGCAGAAUAGAUCUUAACAUCUGUGUCAGUCAUUAAUGAUGGACAGCAGAUCAGAUGUUUAAACCUUGAUAUUUUAAUGUUGUGAAAAUAGGGGCUGGGUACCCUAACUGUUCUUACUCAUUCCAGUUAUAUCGGUGGAUCAUGGUUGGGGGGACAUUGAUUUUACCAGCGGGGGUUGGGAUGGGGAUUUGUGAACAAGGGUUGGGAAAGACUGUUUCUGUCUUUCUCUUAUUUAUUGAUGUCUUUGCAGAUGUUCUCGUCUGCGUCUGUGACUCUUUGAGGUGGAUUAAAUGUUUACCGAGAGAGAUCACUUCUUUGCAACAUUCACGUCAUCGCCGGGCACUCUCUCUAACAAGAAUGUUCUUUUAGGCACGGUACUGUCUGCUCCUCCAAAUGACUUUUAUUCAGAUACCGUCUCCUGCAGGGGCAUUUGUAAUGGCUUUUCUUUUAAACUUCUUGAAGCCAAACUAGGUAUAAAAAUUUUAGCAACAUUUUGUUCAUAGGGUUUCACUACCAUAGCAUUUGUUAAUGGCAACACUUCAAAAUACUGUAAAAGUAACUUGUAAUAUGGUUGGUGGUGUGUUAAACAUGAGCUUGUCCUGUGUGACAAUAUAUAAUAUAAUAUAUAAUAUAGUGUAGCUUAUAAGUAUUUGAAUGGCCUAAGGCUGCUGAAUGAAAGAAACCCAUCUUUUCUAAAUGAGCUGCUUUUUAUAACCUUUCAGCAAUAGCAAGGACAGAAUGUCUUUUUAAAAUUUCAAGAUCAGGAGUGCUUUACAAUAAUGUUGCACCAGGUUUCCUGUGAAUCAAUGUCAUACGUGCAUCACCACUCAGAGGGACUCACUGAAGUGGAGGACUCUUUUAUUUCCCUGUUUAGAAAGGAUUGAGUCAUUUUGGUUCAGUUUUGUGUUCGUGUGGUGUCUCCCAAAGAGGACUGUGUUCAUCUGGUAUCUAAAGGAGGAGGGAACAAGUGCCACAGUUACUGGAAAUCCCCGUUAAACCUGAAUAGCUUCAUGACAGAUAAGAUACUGUGCUGUCUGCACCGGACGGGUAAAACCAGUCUUAACACAGCUGUUUGUUUCAGAGAAGAAGAGAAUGAGAGAGCUGUACCAGAGUAGUUUUUGGUUGUUGUUUAUUUUGGUCUUUUGAUAUUUCUAGGUGAAUUGCAAUACUUGUGUUUAUAGUUUCUGAGGUGUCAGGGGUGUUCAGUUUGCAAUAAAUGGUAUACUCUGCUGUGUACAGUUACUUUUUUUAUUACAAAAAUUGUACUUGUUUCUAUUUUUUGUGUGAUGGUUUCAAAAAGAACAAAAUUAUUUUAAAGUGUAAAGGAAAUCUUAGUAUUUUUUUAGUUGUCUUAAAAUAUUGAUGCAGGAUUUAUUCUUUAAAUAAAUAAAUUCAUCUGUGUUA